CCGCCGUCGCGUUGCCAUGACAACCAUGCUAUUGGCCCACUCUUCCUGGUCCUGGGCCCUCAGUUCCCUGCGUCGGCGCGGGUGGAUCUCCCGGGCCCCGACAUCUUCUUGGGUCACUUUCAGGCUUCACUCUAGACGCCUGACUCCUCUUUUCCCCCCCACGCUACCCGGGCCGUGCCAGGCCGGUCUACAUUUCCCAGGAGUCUUGGCGGCUAGGCGAGGCGUCCGGCGCCUCACGGGGCGGUGCUGACUCCAUUUCCCAGGCAGCUUUGCGGCGGACGGGCUCGGAAGAUUACACUUCUCAGAAUCCUUUCGCGCGGUAGGGCUGCGGUCCCUCUCCCGGCGUCUCUGAGCCGUCGCGCGACUUCGACUCCCGCAGGCCUUUGCGACUAACCAGGGCGACUACGCUUCCCAGAGGCCUCUGCGGCGCUGUCACCGGAAGCGGCGGGCGAGUGGAGUGUCCUUGCGCGCGGAGCCGAGCGACCAUGGUGCCCCGAGUGUGGUCGCUGAUGAGGUUCCUCAUCAAGGGCAGUGUGGCCGGGGGUGCAGUCUACCUGGUGUAUGACCAGGAGUUGCUGGGGCCAAGCGACAAGAGCCAGGCUGUCCUUCAGAAGGCUGAGGAGGUAGUCCCCCCAGCCAUGUACCAGUUCGGCCAGUACGUGUGUGAGCAGACCGGUCUGAAGAUGCCCCAGCUCCCAGCCCCUCCAAAGUUUAACUUUCACAUCCGUGACACCUGGAAUUCAGGCAUCAUUAUGGUGAUGUCGGCCCUGUCGGUGGCCCCUUCCAAGGCCCACGAGUACUCCAGGGACGGCUGGGCGUACCUGAAGGAGCGAACCAAGUAGCCUGUCAGAAGAGGCCACCUGCCCCGGUCAGGGCAGCUCCUGGCCUUGCCGGCCCAAUAAAAGACUUCGGAAGUGC
Messenger RNA from Zalophus californianus (California sea lion), 918 nucleotides. RefSeq names its product mitochondrial contact site and cristae organizing system subunit 13 (gene MICOS13). Gene Ontology annotation, cellular component: MICOS complex; mitochondrial crista junction. NCBI's taxonomy places the organism in Eukaryota, Metazoa, Chordata, Mammalia, Carnivora, Otariidae. Gene Ontology annotation, biological process: cristae formation. The record is from RefSeq and is a predicted model, not a curated record. The coding region runs from base 486 to 842 and encodes 118 amino acids. The transcript has 4 exons.